AUGACGACUCAUGAUCAAGAGAUAAAGGAAGGUGCUUUCCCAUUUUACAAGCUUUUUGGCUAUGGAGAUGCUUUGGAUUGGGUUUUAAUGGCUUUGGGAACUUUUGGGGCUGUUGUUCAUGGCAUGACUCUGCCAAUUGGGUAUCUCUUGCUUGGCAAAGCUCUCAAUGCAUUUGGAAAUAACAUUGAUGACCUUGACGCCAUGGUUGAUGCUCUUUAUAAGGUGGUUCCAUUUGUAUGGUACAUGGCCAUAGCCACUUUGCCAGCAGGAAUACUUGAAAUUGGGUGUUGGAUGUAUGCAAGCCAGAGACAAACAGCUCGUCUAAGACUGGCAUUCCUACAAUCAGUGCUUCGCCAGGAAGUUGGUGCUUUUGACACAGAUCUCACCACUGCCAAAGUAAUCACUGGUAUUACUUCCCACAUCAGCAUUAUUCAGGAUGCCAUGGGAGAAAAGUUGGGGCAUUUUCUGUCGAGUUUGGCGACUUUCAUCAGUGGAGUAGUGAUUGCAACCAUAAGCUGUUGGGAAAUUUCAUUGCUCACUUUGUUGGUUGCUCCAUUGAUUCUGGUGAUUGGAGCCACUUAUUCCAACAGAAUGACUGCCAUUUCCUCUCUCAAGAUGGCUUACCAAUCCCAAGGUACUUCCCUGGUGGAACAGUCGAUAUUGCAAAUCAGAUCAGUGUAUGCAUUUGUGGGAGAGAGAGGUAGCAUGAAGGCAUUUUCAGAUCAGUGUGAGAAGCUGGUUGUAAUGAGCAAGCAAGAGGCGUUGGUUAAGGGAGUGGGCAUAGGAAUGUUUCAAACUGCAACCUUCUGCUGUUGGAGUCUCAUUGUAUGGAUUGGAGCCGUUGUGGUAACGGCUGGAAGGGCCAGUGGAGGGGACAUCAUAGCUGCCGUUAUCAGCAUUCUCUCUGGAGCAAUCUCAUUGACUUAUGCUGCACCAGACAUGCAAAUAUUCAACCAGGGGAAGGCUGCAGGGAAGGAAGUUUUCCAAGUCAUUCAAAGGAAGCCACCUGCAAUUUAUGGUUCAGAAGAGAAGACUUUGGAAAGUAUUGAAGGCAACAUUGACAUACGAGAAGUACAUUUUGCUUACCCGUCUCGUCCUCAGAGACUCAUACUUCAAGGCUUUUCUCUGUCCAUUCCAGCAGGCCACACCGUUACCUUGGUAGGUAGCAGUGGGUGUGGAAAGAGUACUGUCAUCUCCCUUGUCAUUAGAUUCUAUGACCCUCUUCAGGGUGACAUCUUCAUCGAUCAUCAGAACAUCAAGGAUUUGAAUCUGAAAUUCCUGAGGAAUAACAUAGGAACAGUUUCACAGGAACCUGCAUUAUUUGCUGGAACCAUCAAGGAUAAUAUCAGAAUGGGAAAAAUGGAUGCAGAUGAUCAACAGAUAGAAAAUGCAGCAGUGAUGGCGAACGCACACUCUUUUAUAUCUGAGCUUCCACAGCAGUACUUAACAGAGGUUGGACAAGGGGGAAUCCAACUAUCAGGGGGUCAAAAGCAAAGAAUAGCUAUAGCAAGAGCCAUUCUAAAAAACCCACGAAUUCUUUUACUGGAUGAGGCCACAAGUGCAUUAGAUUCAGAGUCUGAGAAAUUGGUUCAGGAUGCCCUUGAAAAGGCCAUAGUCGGGAGGACAGUCAUUUUAAUCGCCCAUAGAAUGUCAACUAUUGUUGGUGCAGAUAUGAUUGCAAUCAUAGAAAAUGGAAGAGUUUCAGAGUUAGGAACCCACCAAAGCUUGCGAGAAACAAGCAAAUUCUACAGCAACUUAUUUGGCAUGAAUAAUAUCAGACCAGCUCAAGACUCGAGGUUUGUUCAUACUAAAAUAUACCAACUUUGCUUCUGAAAGAAAACAAAACAACUAACUUGUAUGAAUUCUUCAAGUCGUGACCUCAAUCAAGACCACAAACUUAAGGAGCCCACAAGUUCCAAAAUAGAUUCUUUGAACCAAGAGGAUGAUAAUGAGAGAUCAAAAGAAAUAUUCUUUAGAAUCUGGUUUGGCUUGAGUAAAAUAGAGAUUAUGAAGACUGCUUUUGGAUCUUUUGCAGCAGCUUUGUCUGGAAUUUCAAAACCUAUCUAUGGAUUCUUUAUCAUAACAAUUGGGGUAGCCUACUACCACAAAAAUGCAGAGCACAAAGUUGGAUUAUACUCCCUCAUCUUCGCUCUGUUGGGAUUACUAUCACUUUUUACGCAAACCUUGCAACACUAUUUCUUUGGUGUAGUGGGAGAGAAAGCAAUGAAAAACCUCAGAGAAGCUCUCUAUUCAGGUACAAUACCCACAAUCACUGAAUUGUGGACAUUGAUUCCAACUGUCAUCUCAGCCAUUGGCAUACUAACUCCAACAUUCCACACACUUGAUCGGAAAACUCUUAUUGAACCAGAAACCCCAAAAAGUUCACCAACAAAGAAAAUUGAAGGGAGAAUUGAUUUUCAAAGUGUAAAAUUUAGCUAUCCAUCAAGGCCAGGAGUUGUGAUUCUUACCAACUUCAGCUUACAAAUCAAAGCAGGAACAAGGGUGGCUCUAAUUGGACCAAGUGGAGCUGGAAAGUCAUCCGUUUUGGCACUUCUGCUGAGGUUCUAUGAUCCUGAAGAAGGCAAUAUUCUUAUUGAUGGGAAGAAUAUAAAAGAAUACAAUCUGAGAAUAUUGAGGACACAGAUUGGGUUUGUGCAACAAGAGCCUGUUCUGUUUAGUUCCUCAAUCAGAUAUAACAUUUGCUAUGGAAGUGAGCAGGUCUCUGAAACUGAACUUUUAAAGGUGUCAAAAGAAGCCAACAUACAUGAAUUUGUCAGUACUUUGCCUGAUGGAUAUGAUACACUAGUUGGAGAGAAAGGUUGCCAACUGUCAGGAGGACAAAAACAGAGAAUGGCAAUUGCUAGAACUAUAUUAAAGAAGCCAGCAAUUUUGCUGCUAGAUGAACCAACAAGUGCAUUAGAUGCUGAAUCUGAAAGAAAUUUAGUGAGAGCUUUAGAGUCAAUAAAUGAGAAUAAUGGCUUCAGAGCUACCCAGAUUACUGUUGCCCACAGGCUCUCUACAGUGACAGACUCAGAUGUUAUCAUAGUCAUGGAUAAAGGUGAAAUUGUGGAGAUAGGUUCGCAUACCACCUUGUUAACAGGUUCUGAUGGAGUGUACUCAAAGCUCUUCAAGAUACAGAGUCUCGCUGAUGAUUAA
Momordica charantia (bitter melon) is the source of this 3156-nucleotide messenger RNA. NCBI's taxonomy places the organism in Eukaryota, Viridiplantae, Streptophyta, Magnoliopsida, Cucurbitales, Cucurbitaceae. The record is from RefSeq and is a predicted model, not a curated record.